UUAAGUGCAAAAAAGGAAAUAUGAUAAUGAAAAUAAGAUAAAUGCAGCUGUUCUACUAAGAGCGCUUUUCCACUCGAAUCGGAGCAGAUCUAGAUCCCAAAUUCAGUUCGUGCGCUCCCAUCUUUACAUUUUUCGCACUAGGUCAUUAUAUCUGCAAAUGGCGUCAAGGAGACCCAAUGCUUCCCGCCGCUUUGCAGACAGUGGUGUUCCCUUCAUGGGCGCAUUGCAUCACAAGUCUCGUCCAUCUCCUCUAUUAUCUAUAGGACUCGUUGUGGUGGGAGCACUGCUCAUUGUUGGGUAUAUGUAUCAUGGUUCAGGUGGCAGGAGUAGUGAUAUUGCUGCUUUGAAUCGACUUGAGGGUGGGGUUUCCUGUACUGCAGAACUUCAAAGAUUGAUACCUAUCCUUAAGAAAUCAUAUGGUGACAGCAUGCGGAAGGUACUACAUGUAGGCCCGGAAACCUGCUCAGUCGUCUCUCAAAUAUUAAAAGAAGAGGACACUGAAGCCUGGGGUGUAGAGCCAUAUGAAUUAGACGAUGCUGAUGCCAACUGCAAGAGUCUUGUGAGCAAGGGCGUUGUACGUGUAGCUGAUAUUAAGUUUCCCCUCCCGUACAAGCCCAAGUCAUUUUCUCUCGUGGUUGUCUCAGAUGCAUUGGAUUACCUGUCACCGAAAUAUCUUAAUAAGACUGUCCCAGAUUUAGCACGGGUGGCAUCUGAUGGCUUAGUUAUAUUAUCUGGUUAUCCAGGCCAUCAAAGAGCUAAAUUGGCAGAGCUGUCCAAAUUCGGACGUCCUGCCAAGUUCCGGAGCUCAUCAUGGUGGAUUAGGUUUUUCAUCCAAACCAGCUUAGAAGAGAAUGAAGCUGCACACAAGAAAUUCGAACAGGCGGUGAUGAAGCAAUCUUACAAGCCUGGCUGCCAAGUUUUCCACCUUAAACCCUUGCAGUGAUGGAACCAAUCUAGCAUGCCUGCUUCUUAGUUCUUACACUGCUAAGUUAUUGUGUGUUGAAUCUGUUGUACUAUACACACACCAGACAUUGAUAUACUGUUGAAUUCAAAAUUUUGUUCAUGUUUAUUUAGUAUCAUACAAAAUUGUACUCAAAUGUUCUUUAGGUGGACUUGGGAACUCAAAUGUACUUUCUCAUGUUCACUUAAGAAAUUAAUUAAUUAAUGUUUUGCUAA
Molecule: messenger RNA, 1176 nt
Organism: Salvia hispanica
Lineage: Eukaryota; Viridiplantae; Streptophyta; Magnoliopsida; Lamiales; Lamiaceae
Product: putative pectin methylesterase CGR3
Biological process (GO): pectin metabolic process
Molecular function (GO): methyltransferase activity
Source: RefSeq, a predicted model, not a curated record